AGUUGCGGCGCGACUCUUGAGCGUUGCGGAGCUGUGCGGGGGGCGUGUACAGCGCCAGUCUGCUGGCGCCAUCCGAGCGCGCCGGCGCGCCAACACAUUGUCGAGCGGAAGCAUUCCUUACUACCUUUGGUAGGCCCGAGGCGGUAGCAAACAAGAACCACACAAAAACUGUCAGUCUCAUAACAGCUAGGUAAUGGAUUAAUACACGUGUUUGAAAAGAACCAGUGAUUCAGGGAGGAGCGACGCAAAAUUGCGUGGACUAGUAGAUUAUAAAUAAACAGUGCUCGUGUCGAGGGAGCGAAAAAAUAAAUUUGCUAGCCGACCUAUAGGGGGUGGUCAGUCACGAAUGGUUAAGUGCGCUAAUAGGGCUGAAUACCGGACGAGAAUUGUUGGUCCGCUGCAGAGAUGACCGGUGCUUCGGAGUGCGUAGUGUCGGCAGGAGUGGCGAAAGGUGCGUGAGGCCGGUGAGCAGUAGCGGUCUCCAGGAGGGUCCAGUGCGAGCAUCCGUGGCAUGACGGGCGGCCGGAGGCGGACGACGUCGUCUUCGGCGGCGGCUGCGGGGGCGGUGGCGGCCCGCUACGAGGCGCACCUGCUGCUCGCCGCCGCCGUGCUCGCCGCGGUGCCGGCGCUCGGACAAGGCCCGCUGGUGGAGGUGCAGGCGAUCGUGCGCGGCACGGCGCUGCUGCCCUGCGACAUCGAGCCGCCCGCGCCCAACGACAGCGUCAUCCUCGCCAUCUGGUUCAAGAACGAGAUGACGCCCUUCUACAGCUACGACGCGCGAGGCCGCGCCUCAGAGUCGGCGUCGCACUGGCGCGACAAGGCGAUCCUGGGCGAGCGCGGCUACUUCCGCACCGUCACCACGCCGGCCACGCUGUCGCUCAGCGAGAUCUCGGAGCGCGACGAGGGCGUCUACCGCUGCCGCGUCGACUUCCGACAGUCGCCGUCCCGCAACACCCGCCUCAACCUCACCGUCGUAGUUCCUCCGCAGCGGCCAACCAUCUUCGACGAACUGGGCCGUGAGCUGAUGGACCGCGCAGGACCGUACGAGGAGGGGGGCCAGAUGCGGCUCACUUGCAUCGUGACUGGAGGGCGGCCACCACCCACGGUGCUGUGGUGGCGUGGAGAGCGGCUGCUGGAUGCGCUGGAGCUGCCCAGCUCUUCGUCCUUCCCAAACGUCCGCAAGAGCCAGCUAGUGGUACCGAGGUUGCGGCGUGCAGACUUAGGCGCCAUCUUCACCUGCCAAGCGGCCAACAACAACAUUAGCCAGCCCGCACAGGCCAGCGUCUCCCUGGACCUCAACUUCAGGCCGCUGUCGGCGAGCAUCCUGAGCAGCGAGCAGCCGCUGUCUGCCGGCCGCAGCUACGAGCUCACCUGCCGCUCCGUGGGGUCGCGGCCGCCGGCCCGCAUCUCCUGGUGGCUGGACAGCACCAUGCUGCAGGGCGCCGUCGAGUCGGUGACGUCCGACGGCAACGAGACCAUCUCCCGGCUGCAGCUGACGCCGGCGCCGGCCGACCACGACAAGAUGCUCACCUGCCGCGCCGAGAACCCGCAGCUGCCCGCCGCCGUCGAGGAGGACUCAUGGCGCCUCAACAUCUUCUAUGUUCCUCAGACUGAGCUUCGUUUAGGAGCAAACCUGAAUCCUAACGACAUCGAGGAAGGGGACGAUGUGUACUUCGAAUGCGAAGUCAACGCCAAUCCGAGUGCCUACAAAGUGAUGUGGAAGCACAACGGGGCGCCGCUGCAUCACAGCACGUCUGACGGCAUCAUCGUGAGUACGCACAACCUGGCGCUGCAGAUGGUGAGCAAGCACCAGGCUGGCAACUACACCUGUUCCGCCUCCAACAUUGAAGGCGACGGAGCCAGCAACACCGUCCAGCUCAGGGUCAUGUACAAGCCGGUGUGCCGGCCCGGGCUGCAGCGCGUGUACGCGGUGGCGCGGCACGAGGUGGCGCGCGUGCAGUGCCGCGUGGACGCCUUCCCGCUGCCCGACGCCUUCCGCUGGUCCUUCAACAACUCGGCGGAGAGCGUCGAGGUGCCGCCGCACCGCUUCAACUCGUCCGCCACCGCCUCCGUGCUGGCCUACACGCCCGUCGCCGAGAUGGACUACGGCACCGUGCUCUGCUGGGCCGACAACACGGCGGGCCGCCAGCCGCACCCCUGCGUCUUCCACGUCAUACCUGCUGGCAUCCCGGAGCCGCCGUUCAACUGCUCGGUGGCGAACCAGACGUCCGAGACGGUGCACGUGCGCUGCCUGGAGGGCUUCGAUGGCGGGCAGCCGCAGCUGUUCGUGCUGGAGGUGGCGGACGCGGCGGCCGGCCUCGUGCUGGCCAACCUGUCGUCGCGCGCGCCGCUCUUCACGGUGGACGGGCUGGCUCCGGGGCAGGCGCUGCGCCUCUCCGUGUACGCCGCCAACUCCAAGGGCCGCAGCGACGCCGUACACUUCGAGGGCGCCACGCUCAAGGCGGCCGAGAAGCAGACAGGCCCUCCCGACCAGCUGGAGAUGUCGCCGCUGUUGGGCGUGCUGCUCGGCUUGGUGCUGGUGCUGGUGGUGGUGACGGCCGUGGUGGUGGGCACGCUGAGAGCGCGCUUCAAGCGGCACCCUCGCAGGGGCGCGGCCGACGGCGGCGCCGGGGGCGGCGGGGGCGGCGACGGCCGCAGGCGGCGCAUUCCGCGGCCCGGCGACCUCGCCUUCAAAGAGAAGGCCGCCGCGCUGUUCGCGCCCGCGCGCCACGACCGGCACGACAAGGACGAGAUCAACCCGGACGUCAUACCCUCCAACUCCGUGGCAGAGACGGCGCAGGACUCGUGCGCUCAGACACCGGCAGCGGACGCCGAGACGGAGGAGGCGGGGCUGUUGCCCACAACGCCAGGCCAACCGCCACCCCCUGGUGGCUCGCUCGCCCACACCGCACUCGUUGCAGAGCAGCGGAUGCAACUUACUUCCAACGGACAGCCUCCGCCCACGAGAAGGGACGUUUGGGACUGUCCGGGGCCCGGUGUAGGCAGCCCCACAGAGACUGCGCUGCCGGUAGCGGCCUUUGCGCCUGAGCGGCCGUCAGCGCUGCCCAGCAGACUGCCGCCCCUGGUGGGCUCCGCCACGCUGCCGCGGCGCACCCCCGCCGCCGCCCCCGCGCCGACGCCCCCGCUGUCACCACCGGCCCCCGCCCCCGCGCUGCCACCUCGCCAGGUGUCGGCACCGCCCUCCGUCGCGUCGGUGCUGGCGUCGCCUGUCACGCCCACGGGCUGCGGUCACCCACUGCGGGAGAUCGUCACCGUGCGUACGCCGCUCAUGGCCGCCGCCCACCAGGAGAGCUGCGUCUAGCGUGUGGGACUGACUACAGACAUACACCUCGUGUCCCGGUAUCAACUUCUCACGAGAAAAGCUCAACUGUAGCUGUCACAACUCGUCACAUAGUAUCCGGCGACAAUACUGCCUAAUACAAGUGGAAGGUCCUGUUGGGGAAGGGUUAUGAACUGUGGGACCACAUUUCCUACUUCUCAGUAUCGCUUCCGUACCAGGAACUUUGUUUACUGACGUGAAAUUUGAUUGCCCUCGAACGCAUACCUCUCAUGGUGUGGAAACCUACUCUCGCAUCACUCGCCAACUGAUUUGCUUAAGUUCUGCUGUGCUUCUGAAGGUUAAAGAUUGAACGUAUUUGCUCAGAAGCUUCCAGUGGAUGAUACUAUAGCGCUAAAACGUGUACCUGCUACGCGUGUACCCAAAUCCAGCGUGACAUGGUGCAUAAUUAUAGUACACUGAAACAGGAUUAUCAUCUGUAUUGACCAGUAACAUAGGGCAUUCAUCAUAGUCGUAUUAGGUUGAUUCGAUAUUUAAUCGUAGCUGCUCAGUGGUUUUCCACUGGCACUUAAAGAGUAAAUAUAUUCGAAUGACCAGAGCAGCAUCUUGUGUUCUCUCUCCUCUUUACAAAUGACUCAUUAUGCUACUGACUUUGUGGUGCGUCUCGUCUACCCUCCACUGAAAAAUGGUUCACUUCCUGCCCUUCACAAAUGGUUCAUUAUGUGACUAAGAUUCCUAGGUGUUACAUUAAAAUUCACAGAAAAAUUUGAACACUUUGAUCGUUAGAAAAUAUUUCUCAGCUUGUCAUACUUUCCUGUUCAAAGGAAAGAUAAGUGCUCAGGAACUGUGACAGUUCUUUUCUUUACUCUUUAGUCUCUCUUAUUUAUCAUAAGUUUCAUUGAAUGUUAUUAUCUACUGAGGUGGUUACUAUACUCGUUUACAUCUGUAAUGAGUAGUAAAACUGUAACCUACAAAAUUUUGCAAUUAUCCUCAUUGUCCACGAAAUUGCAUCCAAAUUUUCUGAGUUGAUCUCAUUUGCUUGAUACAAUAAUAGUAUCUUAGAAAAAGGAAGAGUGUGACACCGAUUUUGUAUGUUGAUGGCGUUGUUUCCGACAUAAUACUCAGGUUCCCGUCUAAGGAUCUUUUCUACACCAUACUAAUAACAACAUGGAAUAACUUGAGUAUAUUUUAUGCUGUUUCAAUCUAUACAUUAUUAACAGACUUCCUCAGUCUCACUAAUGUAUGUGUACAGUAAAUAUACGGGAUUGAAGUAACCCUGGAGAUCAGUUGUACAGCCAGAAUGUAAUAAUUCGAUAAGUGCAUGUUCAUUUACAAGCUAUGAUCGUUUUGGAAAAUACAGUAUUUAUAUGUGAUGUAUUUGUUGAUGAGUACUGAUGUUUAUACAUGUGUUACCAUGUGAUUGGAAAAUUUUUAUGAAGGAACAUUCAUCGCAAAGAAUAUCAAUGUCUAUAUAAAAACCGUUGGGUGUUAAACAUUUAUGAAGACUGUUUGCUGAAGAAAAUGCAUAUCGAUAACAUGUUUAUUCUUCGAAUGAACGAGCGAAGAGAGUUUAUAACAAAUUCUACUGAAUACUGUUCAGUGUUCGAUGAAAAACUGUUGUGCCGCGACAUUUUAGCUUAUAUAUGCCUAUUCCUAAAGACCAACGUGAAAUUGCUUACAAAUUGUGGGAACUGACGUGACUGUGAGAUAAAAGUUUAUUAAGUUUUGUACUUCUUUCCCAAACUUCACGUGUCAUAUGAUUUUGGUAUUUUUGUAUUUGUCGAGAUAGAUCUCUAAUUAGUCAGAAGUGUAAUCCCAAAUUAGCUCAGCUCAAUGAAAUUGCAGUUAUCACUGAUGUAUGUGUCAUGAUUUCCUAACAAUGCAAUAACGUUGUAAUUUUAAGUAUAAGAGAUUUAAUUUGUAUGUCUACAAUACUAUACCGACAAACAUGUUUACACUUCUCUUUACUUUUCCGAAGUUACUAACAAUAUUCUAACGUUAACAAAACGGAUUGUAUACUUGGUGUGAAAAAAAGCUGCUCGAAACUGUAAGAGCCAUAAAAUUCUGUAAAUCUUCCAUAUAUGUAAUUACGUGAAAUAAAUAUAUUUUGAUAUGUUA
Messenger RNA from Schistocerca gregaria, 5416 nucleotides. Its product is annotated as synaptogenesis protein syg-2-like. The record is from RefSeq and is a predicted model, not a curated record. The coding region runs from base 512 to 3322 and encodes 936 amino acids. The transcript has 14 exons. Gene Ontology annotation, molecular function: protein binding. Lineage: Eukaryota; Metazoa; Arthropoda; Insecta; Orthoptera; Acrididae.